Iphiclides podalirius (scarce swallowtail) is the source of this 852-nucleotide messenger RNA. The record is from the annotation of a GenBank genome assembly. NCBI's taxonomy places the organism in Eukaryota, Metazoa, Arthropoda, Insecta, Lepidoptera, Papilionidae.
AUGAAAAAGUUAUCUACACAAAAUCCAAUGAUGGAAAAUCUGGCGGCUUCGCCUUCACGGGUACACUGGAUUCUGGUAAAGGAGGAUACGGAGGUGGCGGAGGAUACAGCAAUGGCGGCGCGGGUGGAAGCUAUGGUGGGGGCGCUGGAUACGGUGGUGCCACUGGUGACGGUACGGGUGGAGGUUCUGGAGGUGGUGGAGGCUCUGGCUUCGGUGGAAGUCAAGGAAGCUCUGGCAGCACUGGAAGUGGAUCCGGAUCUGGAGGAUUCGGAGGAACUGGAAAUGGAUUUGGAGGUAGCGGCGCAUUGGGUGGACACACUGGAGGCGGGGGAUCCAGCGGAAAUAAUGGUGGAAGCUUUGGCGGCAGCGGUGGAAGCUCUGGGGGAAUUGGAGGUGGUCUCGGAGGAGGAGCUGGACUUGGUGGGGGGAGUGGACUUGGAGGCGGAACUGGAUUUGGUGGUAGCGCCGGCUCAGGGCAGAGUCACGGAGGAUUCGGUGGCUUUGGGGGAGGUUCAGGAGGAAAAGGCGCAGGCGCUGGACUUGGUGGUGGCUCUGGACUCGGAGGAGGUGGUGGAGUCGGAGGUGGUAGCGGAUUCGGAGGAAGCUCUGGUUCGGGUUCAAGCCAUGGAAGUUCAGGUGGUUUUGGUGGUGCAUCUGGAGGCGGCCUUGAAGGAGGACUCGGAGGAGGCGGAGGCGCUGGACUUGGUGGUGGUGCUGGACUCGGAGGAGGUAGUGGACUUGGAGGCGGUAAUGGAUUUGGAGGAAGCUAUGGUUCGGGUUCAAGCCACGGAAGUUCAGGCGGUGCCUCCGGAGGAUUCGGAGGAGGUGUUGGACUUGGUAGCGGUGGAGGCG